Molecule: messenger RNA, 453 nt
Organism: Paramuricea clavata
Lineage: Eukaryota; Metazoa; Cnidaria; Anthozoa; Malacalcyonacea; Plexauridae
Source: the annotation of a GenBank genome assembly
AUGGCUGAAUGCAAUUUAAACUGUUCGCCUGUUGUUAAGUGCAAAAAGUGCACGCAAGCUAAACGUAUAUUUGAAGGGGAAAGUUGUGCUCUUUUGUACAACGAUGACGAAGAUUGGUUUGAUGAUGAAGAUGAGGAGUUUGUUUUUACGGACUCAAAUCAAUGGUUUGAAAACGCGUUUGAAUCAGGAAUAAAGGAACGUGAAGACAUGCAGUGGGGAUAUUUGCAAGUAAAGCAAAAACAGUUAGAUGGGGCAAGAAAAAGAUCUAAAACAAUCCUGACAAAGAACAAAGGUGAUAUUAUAUGCACAAACACCAAACAAUACGUCACCUACGAAAUGUUCGCAGAAUCAAGAAAGAAAGCGUUAGAAACAAUUAAGGAACAAAGAGAUAUACUAUAUAAAAUAAAUACAGCUGAAAACCUACUAACAAACCUACUAAAAAAACAAACCUAA